CUCGGCUCGCGCCGCGCUGGCCCGGGCUCCUCCCCCGGCGCUGUUCCCGCCGGCCUCGUGCCGCGGCCGCGGGGGGCUCCCGGGUGACCAGGCGGCCCACGUGACCCUGGAACACCCUACCCCGGAGGUCCCCGCCGCGGCUUCCAGCUCGGAGCACGCGCUGCCCCCUCGUCACCGAGGCUCUCUGCGACCCUACAGAAAAAUCACCAUGUCUUCCUCCAGACUGGGGCUUCGUUUGGCUGCCUGUUUACUAAACAUUUCAGAAGCCAGAAGAAAAAACAUUGUUGAGAACAUAGCAAAAGCAGCUCUUCUUGAAAAAAAUGGACAGACGCACCCUGAAGUAUCCGUGCUCAAUAUAUUUUCUGAUCGAGACUACAACAGAUCGGUCAUUACAAUAGCAGCUUCUGUUGAUGACUUAGGCAAUUCUGUUCUGGCUGCCUGCUUGGAGGCCUUCCAGUCCAUCAAUAUGGAGCUUCAAGAGGGGGUCCACCCUUGUCUGGGAGCGGUGGACCUGAUUCCAAUUUACCCUUUGUCUGGUGUCAGUGUGGAAGAGUGUGGAGCCGUGGCCAGAAGCCUUGCUGAGAGUCUGCUGCUGCACGUGCCCGGCUGCAGCCUGUUUCUCUUUGGGGAGGCCGACCUGCCUGAGAAGCGCACUCUCGUCCAGAGAAGGAAACAGUUGGGCUGGUUCACGAGGAGGGAUUUCAGUACUCUGGAACCCGACCUGGGAGCUGCGCCUGCCCGGAGAUGUGGUUUAACAGCUCACUGAAGACUGCGGAGAGAAUAACACAAACCUGGUCAGCGCAGAGCCGGGUGCCUGGGUCACAGUCUGAGGACGGGAGGUAGAGACGGGGAUGCUCGUGGCAGAGGACAGAAGCACUGGCUUCAGCGUUAGGGUAGGCAAACCUUGAAAAACGUACUUCUCAUUUUUGCAGUGCUGUGAGAAUGAAUGCGUCAGUAUUUGGGAAGAACGUUAACUUGAUUUAACAAGCGUAUCAGACUUACAGACCGAAUGUCCCUAUUGUCCCUAAUCAUAUUUAGUCUCCUAAGAACAGACUCAGUUUGUACUUGUUCACACCAAAGCAAACUUAGCUUCCUGGUCUCAUCUAAUGAUUGCCUGUGGCAGGGGCGAUCUCACCUGUUUUACGUUGCUUGAUUUGAAAUGGACAACCAAUUGGGAUUUCUAAUUUGUUCUCUGUUUUUACUCCACAUGGAGCUCUGUGAUUUACGUGGAGAAUUUCAUCAACUUCUGAAAAUCCUAAAUUGAGGUUUAAAAUGCAAAAAUUGUCACAGAAAUGUUUAAAGAUGAUAUUUUAAAGGUAAUAUUUGAUACUGGUAAAGAUGUAGUUAGAGGCACUCAUACUGCCAAUGGUACUAUCAAUGGGUAUAAACUUUUUGGAAGUGAGUUGAUGAUAUGUAGCAAGAAAUGUCUUAACUGCCCUGCAGGAAUUCUAGUUCUGGAGAUGAAUCCUGAGGAAACAAUUAAAGGUAGAUGGAUUUAUGUACAAGUAUGUUCAUCAAAGCAUUAUUUAUAGCAGCAAAUACUGGAAACAAUGUAAGUGUUUCAUAUUUGAGAAUGAUUCAAUAAGCUGUGGCAUGCCUAACCGAAAGACUACUGUGCAAGCAAUGAAGCGUGAAGUUUUGGAAGACUUUUUAGAGACAUGGAAAAUACAGUGUAGAGAGAAUUGGUAGUUGAUGAAUCAGUGCAACCAAUGUUACUUAAGUACCUAGUAUGUGCCAAGCACUACCAUCAGUGCACAAAGUGGAGUCUAUAUACCCUCAAAGAAUUUAUGUUCCAGUGGGGAGGGGCAAGGAGACAGACAAUAAAUAAUAAGCUUAAUAAAUAAGGAGUCAUAUGGUCUGUUAGAAAGCGAUCAGUGCUGCUGCCAAAAAAAUAAAAGUGAAAAUUGAACAGGACCCAGGGCAUCGUGAGUUCUGGGAUGGAGGUGAGGGGUGAUUUUAAAUGGGGUAAUCUGAAGCAGGCCUCCUUGUGAACAGCACAGGAACACAGUCUCGAAAUAAUGUGGCUGUUAGCCAAGGGGAGAUGCAAAGAGCCUUACGCCGAGGAAAUCAUCAGUGUCAAGGGCAAAGGAUAUAAAGUAGUAUAAACAGCGUAAUCUCAAUAUCAUAAAGUACAUAUGCAUCUAUUUUAUUUAUCUCAUGUAUUUAUAGGAAAAAUUUUUAUUCUUAAUUUUAAAUUCUUAAAGCUUCCAAAUUAUUUUCAUAAUUUCUCUAAAUCGAUCUUGUGAUUAUUUCCCGUCAUCUUUCAUGAAGGAUAAUUAUUAAGGUUAUCACUGGUCAAUCUGAUAAAAGCUGGGGUUUAAUGUAUUAAUUCAAAUUGGAUUUGAUGGAAGAUUCAAGAUAAGAAGGAAAAAGUAGCACAACUUUUCCCCCAUUUGUCUUUUUUGCUAAUAUCUCCUGACAAGUGGUAGAAACCUUAGUUUGUGCAAAAAACAUGAAAAUUACAAGAGUUACCAAGGUUAGGCAGACCAUUUGUUCAUUGAGAGACCCUCAUUUAAUAGGCUCACGGCAGAUGCUAAGAGCAGAAAAAGAAAAUGUCUCAAAGAGGAGCAGCGAUUAAAGGAUGCGGAUAAACAGUUAGUUUCUAAUAUUUCACUAACCAGAUUGUAAUUCAAGUUUAAGACACGUGAUCAACCGAAGUCUUAGGUUACCUUCCUUGCGCAAAUUCUCCCUUAAAAAACAUUUGUGUUGGGAGGAGUAAAAAGCUUUCACUUUUUAAAAGUAAUAUCUAUUGAAGUAGAAUUUAUAAUACCUCUGUCAUUAGGGUAGAAAUGUUAUUCAUCUCAUUUUUCAGUGAAUUUAUUUUCUAACAAUGGAAAUUUCCCUCAUUUUCAAAUUUAAUGUCUUUAUAUAUUUUUCUAACAUUUUUUUAGUUACAUCAGUGUUUCUCAACAUAUUUUUCCACUCCUCCCAUCAAAACAGAAAAGCCUCAACACAUUGUUGCUAUGUUUAUUUCUUUUCCUAAAAAAAUUAAAUAGAAAUGAUUGGUGCUAUCAACCGAACACUUACAGUUAACUUUCCAGUGACAAAUUAAUCUCCACAGUACCCAAGAGGAAGCACAAUCUAUACGGGAACAGGUCUCUGUUUUGAAGUUCCCUGAGAAUAUUAUAAACAGUAGAGGAAAAGUGAGCUCAGAAAUGAUUAACACUCUUAGUCAGUGCCAAACACACAAAAUCUUUUAAACCAAAUUCCUUUUAAAAGUUUGUAGUUGGCCCGCACGUGGGGAACAGAAAUACGGGCAAAGCAGUAAUAGUUGAUACUUUCAGAUCUAUAAAUAAAUACUUUAAACAUAUAUAUUUUAAAACCCUAAACAUUUAUGGGAUAAUUUAAACACUGCUGGCUGAUAUGUUGUAUGAAUGGCCUGCAUAUAUGCAUCGUUGUUUAAAAAUACUGGGACUAUUCUUUGAGCCGUAGUUUCCUAAGAGGCCUUUGGAAUCAUAGGUGGAGGCGGUUGGUACGUCUUGGAAUCAGGCACUUCUGUUUCGUUACUUAAAUGGAUUACUGAGAGCUGCCCCUGCUUGCUUCUCUCUCUGUAAAUAAGAAGCAGCAUCAGGAGCUUUUCUUGACAUUGAGUAACACAAUUUACUUCACACCAAAUAUUUUCCCUAGUCUUUGAAAAAUAAUUUCCAGUUUUGGCAUGAGUCUUAUUUUAAGGAACCUAUUUUCAUAAUUUUCUGUGUUUGCUUGUAAAUCUUGUUGGGAUGAUAGAAGAUGAAAGUCUCCAUAUGUAAGUAAGUAUGUAACCUGUAACUGAAACUGGGAAGAUCUUGGCUUUGUCUCUGCGUGAAGCGGUAGAGGGCACGGUUGGUUCUACUUUGAUAAACUUGGGGGCAAGCGAGUCAUCUGAGGCUCCUCUUGCCUGGGCUGGCUUCAUUCUAUGACGGUGUCAAUGUGUACCUACUUCUGUCAUGUCCUCUCUGAAUUAUUAUUACUCUGAAAGAUUCAAAGUUGAGACUUUGAGAGUCACAAGUCCUCGUGGAGCAGGAAAACGCCAGAGCCAUUUUGCAGAAGGACGGCUGAGCAGAGGCAGUGUCUUGAAGAGGCGGAGCUUGAAUCCAGACCCCUGGGGAGCCUUUCCCAGCCCUGCGCCACACAGUUCUCACUCAGCUUUCUUUUCUGUGGAUUUGGCCACAUGCAUGAGAGUUCUGCAUUCUUCCCGCCAUGAGAGCAUUGGACUUAGCAAUUAUGUUUGUUUUACGGCUUUAGUCAUCAAAUGUCCUGUUUCAGCUGUGGUUUCUCUUUAGUACAUGUUCUAAAAAAUGUCAUGUGCCAAUAUGUAAUGAUGACUGACUGCUUUUGAUGUAAUGACCGCUUAUGUUUUUGAAGCUGAGGUCCGAGUCUGUUACCUUGCUGUGUGUUACUGUGAGCAAAGACCACGUUUAGGGUAGGUUUAUCUUGUCUUAGCCUUUUUUGAGUUUUUGUACCCAGCAACCUACAUGGUUCCUGGCAAUUGGCAGAUUUUCAGUAAAAAUGUAUUUAAUGAGGGAGUUGCAUGCUGGUCCAUGAGAAUCUAUUUAUUCAAAUCGUAAUAUAAUCCACAAAUUUGAGGUUCUCUCUUCAGAUGUAAAAAUGCCAAAUAUCCCAUAACACCACCUCAGCUCUCUCCUCACACAUGUUUUAAUACUAGCCACCAAAAUGGAGCUUAAUAUAAUAAAUUGAACUUCUAAAGACAUCCCUAAGCAACUUCUGACCCCCUAAAAUGAAAAUCUUUCUGUGGAGGCAAAAAUAUUGGAUCUUUUCACCUUUAGUUGAUUGAAGAUGAUGGUGCCGAGAACUGUUUUUGAGAAUAAUUUUGAUUAUCAUAAAGGGAAAAAAAAGCCCGUGUUUCUUCUGAGUGCUGCUUUUUCAUUUUCUAAUGGGCUCUUCACUAUUGUUUUGUCUGAAUGCAGUUUUUUAUUUGUGCUAUUCCAGACGUGGUCCUACCACAAGCGUCUUUAAACCAGACAUUAAUAGCAUAGUUCACAGUCAUUACUGCCAGUGCUCAAACACAAAUAUUGCAUUUGUGUUUGCAAAAGCUACACAUCAGAUGUUAAUUAAGUGCAUUUGGUUUUUUUCUGCUUAAACAAUCUGGCAUAAAGAGUUUACAUCUAUAUCAGUUCACCAUAAGGUCUCUACAAUAUCUCACUCACCAGCCGUGCAGUAUAUGAUAAAUACAGUGUUUCCACACAAGAAAAUAACAGAAUUGUCAGGAAAACAUCAGGCCUGUUAUAUUUCCCUGUGAAAUAAUAGCAACUGAAUCUCAGUUUCUUUUUCUUUUUGAUAAAAAAAAAAGUAUUUAACUAGGGGUAAACACCAAUAUUUAGAAUGAUAAAUUUUUCAUUAAAGAACACAUGGAAAGUGAAAUCGUACCAGAGCUUUUUUUCCUUGUUUUUAGCUUGCUUCAGGGCGUUGUGACAGUUGCGUUGGAAUAAAAUUGGAACUUCAGCUCGCAGCGAGGAGGUUCGUGCUGCCGCCAGAGCAGCCGAGUGCCAAUCUGCGGGAGGCAGGAGUGUGCAAAACCGCAAACUGAGAAACAAACUUUCACAUCAGGUUUCUAAUCUUAGAGCAAAAAUGGAAUUACUUCAAUUAUAUGACAUUUAACCAGAAGUACAAUUUGCUGCAAUUAAUUAUCUCCCUUAUUUAAAGAUUCUUACUAAGUUUAAAUUAGCAUAAAAAAUCAAAUUCUGCAUUUGCGUGAGGUCAGUGGGGCUGCUGGAUUUCAGCUCAGAGUUUGGUUCUCUAGGAUUGGGUCGCCAUAUUGGCGUUGGACUUGGGGAGGAGGAAAUAGAGGAAAUGGGAAAAGCCUGCAUUUGGGCAGAAAGCAGAUUUCUUUAUCUUUUUUUCAAGGGAGAAAUGGGUCGUGGCCUCAUGACCCCUCUGGGAGAAAACUACUGUCCAGUUAGUCAGAGACUUCUCAGACUCAUUGACUGUCUCUGUUUAUUCGCUACUUGAAUAAGAUACAGUGAUAAAACAAAAUAAAUUAUUAUGCAGCUGAAGUUUAAUGGAAGAAUUCAAAGUACUCAUAACUAGGGCAUAUGUAAAAAAUGAUCAUUCUGUCUUAAGUGGUUACCUCUUAUAUUGUUUAAAAGAGAAUAUAAAAGUUGCUUGUGAUGUCUACUUUUAUUUUUCUAAGAAAUGAUUAACUUUAUGCUUUUGAAGGAAUUUUUAAAAUAUGUUUUUAUUUUAACUAAGUAAAUCAGUGUUGGGGCAAGUGUAUUCUUCCUAGAAUUCUUGUGCUCUGGGCUUAACAUCUAAACUUUUUCUAUCUUUGAUAAUUUACCUUAGGCAAUGAAUUCAUUUAUUAGCAAGAAUGAUCAACUUUGGAAAUUCUGCUAAAAAAAGGGACAGUUAUUGGGCACAUGAUGGUAAAGAGGCCUUGGCUUUUGCUGGGUGGGGGAUUCAGAAGUCCCAGGGCUAUAGGGAUGGAAUGACUAUGCCCCGCAAUGUGGGGAGGAAGAGCCCUGGGCCCAUAUGGAGGAACUUCUGUUGAAAGUGAUUUGCUUCCCCAUCCUCAUAAAUUACAUGUGAAUAAAUGAAUGUUGAUUGGGCAUUUCAAAGUUCUGGAAUAGCAAAG
This is a messenger RNA of Equus caballus (horse), 6571 nucleotides long. RefSeq names its product formiminotransferase cyclodeaminase N-terminal like (gene FTCDNL1). Gene Ontology annotation, molecular function: transferase activity; folic acid binding. The record is from RefSeq and is a predicted model, not a curated record. Lineage: Eukaryota; Metazoa; Chordata; Mammalia; Perissodactyla; Equidae.